AUGGAAACCCUGAUUUCAUUUUCAAUUCUAGUCCAGGAUAAUAAUAAUAGCAGUAACAGUAACUCUAAUUCGGUUACUUCUACACCUUCUUCAUCACCACUUAUUACGAAAUCCGCUAGUGCUGGUGGUGGUGGUAGUAAUCGUUCUGAAGCUGAAGCUUCUUCUGAUGAUGUUGAUAUUCUGUUUCCACCUUCUUCUCCAGGGUAUUUGAAGAGUGAAGAGUAUAGACUAUUGUUUCGAUUACCUUCUGAUGAAGUUCUUGUACAGGAUUUCAACUGUGCAUUCCAAGAGAAUAUUCUUCUUCAGGGUCAUAUGUAUCUGUUUGUUCGCCAUAUUUGCUUUUACUCGAACAUAUUUGGAUACGAGACUAAGAAAGCAAUCCCCUUCAAUGAAGUAACAUGUAUUCGGAAAGCAAAGACAGCAGGGAUAUUUCCUAAUGCCAUUGAUAUAAUUGCCGGGGGAAAAAGGUAUUUUUUUGCAUCCUUUUUGUCGUGCGAUGAAGCAUAUCGGGCCAUUGUUGAUGGAUGGGCACAAUAUUGUGAUGGUAUUGAGGACCGCAUAGAUCGACAGUCAAUAGUUGAAAUGAAGCUGAGUCGAUAUCAAACUUCUCCUGGACAGUCUUCCUGCUACCCCAGACCGAACCCCAGACAACAACGGACUUCUACUCCAGACAGGAACACUGAUGUUCUUCUUCAAGGAGGACAUGAACUCUCGUUUGGUGGUAGUUACGGAAUAGUUGACGUGAAUGUAGCAGCAGAAAGACCUUCAGAAGUAGAAGAAAUUGUUGAACAUACAGAACCAGUUGUAGCUGCUGAGACUUCAUCUUCAUUACAGUCUUUGAGGUGGACGCCUGAGGAUGCUGAUGCUCCUCAAGUACCGGAAUUCUUUACUAAGGUUGCUGAGUCAAAGUUUGAGAUUCAAGUAGAAGAGUUUUUUAAUCACUUCUUCUCGGAUGUCGCUGUUGACUUUGUUGAGUCCUUCCAUAAAAGAUGCGGCGACAAAGAUUUUAGGUGCUCCUCUUGGUAUGAGCAUGAACCAAUUGGGCAUGCACGUGAUGUGUCGUUUUUGCAUCCUAUCAAGUUAUAUUUAGGUGCAAAAUUUGGGCAGUGUCAAGAAGUCCAGAAGUUCCGAGUUUACCGAAACAGUCAUUUGGUGAUAGAGACAUCACAAGAAGUUGGUGACGCAGAUUAUUUCCGUGUCCAGGGCCUUUGGGAUGUGAAAAGGGUUGGCAGUGAGACAAAUUUGUGCCUUGUGCGAGUUUAUGUUAAUGUGGCAUUUUCAAAGAAAACCAUGUGGAAAGGGAAAAUAGAGUCUAACACCAUUGACGAGUGCCGGGAUGCCUAUGCUAUAUGGAUGGAAAAUCAAAAGGCCCUUUCUAAACUAGAAAGUGGGGUUUCCAGUGCAAGUGUUAAUCCUAGUUUGAAUGCAAUUCCAAAUGAUGAGGUUCAGUUAGAAACUGUGGGACCUUCAGAGUUAAAUGACAACAGUCUUGAAAUUACCACACAUGCGGCAACUAACACCAAGCACUCGAGGAAUCGCAGUCGUAGACGAGAGAGUCCUGUGGGUAGAGCUGCAAGUGAUGCGUCAUCUACUACAUCUCUACUUAGAGAGAUAGUGGAGACGUUUUGUGUGUAUAUGAAAAAUCAAAACCGCCUUCCACUGAUUUUGGUUAUAGCUUCUAUCUCAAUACUUAUUCUGAUGCAGCUGAGCAUAAUCGUCCUUUUAGCAAGACCUCCCCAAGUCCAUGUGAUAUCUCAAAUAGAUUAUAUGAACAGUUUUGGAAACAACGGUGGAGACAAAGCAGAAGCUGUAACUUGGUUAGAGAAGCGAAUUCACCACCUCAAAGAUGAAAUGCUUAUGGUUGAGACUCGUUUGGAGAAGAUGCGGCACCAACAUUUACUCUUGGAAACUUACCUAACAGGUCUUGAUUUUGAUAUUGCUUCAUGAAUCGUGGGCUUCUAUAACGCCUCAAAUUACUCUAGUAUUGCAUAGCUGUAGGCACGUGCAUGC
Papaver somniferum (opium poppy) is the source of this 2010-nucleotide messenger RNA. RefSeq names its product protein VASCULAR ASSOCIATED DEATH 1, chloroplastic-like. Bases 1 to 1947 code for a protein of 648 amino acids. The transcript has 18 exons. Gene Ontology annotation, biological process: negative regulation of programmed cell death. The record is from RefSeq and is a predicted model, not a curated record. NCBI's taxonomy places the organism in Eukaryota, Viridiplantae, Streptophyta, Magnoliopsida, Ranunculales, Papaveraceae.